Venustampulla echinocandica is the source of this 1068-nucleotide messenger RNA. RefSeq lists its product as uncharacterized. Bases 1 to 1068 code for a protein of 355 amino acids. The record is from RefSeq and is a predicted model, not a curated record. The transcript has 3 exons. NCBI's taxonomy places the organism in Eukaryota, Fungi, Ascomycota, Leotiomycetes, Helotiales, Pleuroascaceae.
AUGGCCUCACCAGCACCUACGCGUCGCGUACUAGGCGACCUGAGCCUCAACACGCCUAUGAAAGCUAGGGCCGACCCGCGAAGCAACACCGAUAAUCUCGUGAAGCCGCAUAAGAUGGGAGAUAGAGUUUCUCCAUUUAGAGCCUUGUCUGAGGAACAUGCGGCCAAGAAGGUUACGGAGAUUGGUGGGGAAAAGAGACCGCUGGAUAAAGCUGCCCGGGAAGCCCAUGAAUCGCCAAAGAGGGCCAGACGAGAGGCUGGUGAUGGAUAUUGGGUUCGAGUGGAAGAGGGGGAAUCUGUAUUGGAACGAAGCAAAGUAGUGCGGAAGCGAUAUGCCCAGUGUGAUGGAGCUGAUGAUCACUCGCCUUCGUCCCGCCAAACGUCGCCAGGGUCUUCCUCCAACUCCAGUCAAGCAGCAUUAGAUGAUUCUCAGCAUACCAUCCUUACUGAACCGGAUGAUGUGGUUCCCGCUGCAGCCAUAAAUCUCAACCCCACAUCAAAUACAGUCACGUCAAAUAACUCCCAAUCAUUAACAAGAGACCAAAUUCGACAAAAAGCAAAAGCAGGAAUGCUUCGUCUCCGACUUGCCGGCUACAAAGUCCGCACAAACCAGAUUCAUGUGCCCAUGGCUCAACUUCAAAUCCACUCCUCUUCACACCCAGCCUUCGCAUCCUUUGCAUCCUCCUAUGCUGCCCCCUCCAACCGGCAUCAUCUACAAAUUGUCUCAACGCCCCCAAGAGGCCCAAUAAUCCAUCUCCGAGAACCCUCGUCGCCUAAGAUUGAGGAACAAACAACCCGAAUCCCUUCAUCACCACCGAAUGCAUACAACAACUUCCCAGAAGAUAGCGUUAAACGCGCCCCAACUCCUCCACAAGAAGAGCAGGGGGUUAAUAAUACGCUAGAUCAUGGCCUCGCCACCCCUCUCCUACCUCGUCAGAGUGAAGGUCUUUUAAGUCUCCCCGGGCUGGGGAGCCAGACUCUGGACACCCAUGGGAAUGAAUUGAUGAGUAGUGUAGUUAAGGGCCGCGCCGCUGAUGGGUUACUGAGUUUGAUGGGUCGGAAAGAAUAA